This is a messenger RNA of Rotaria sp. Silwood2, 2895 nucleotides long. The record is from the annotation of a GenBank genome assembly. NCBI's taxonomy places the organism in Eukaryota, Metazoa, Rotifera, Eurotatoria, Philodinida, Philodinidae.
AUGUCAGCGCGAGAAAUUCAUUCCAUUGAAUUCACCGAUGCAAAACGUGAUGCACUUGUUUACAUAUCUGAUUUACCAUCACAUAUUGAUGAUGAUGUUCAACUAGCAAGAUUAGUUCGCAAUCGGCUUGAAAACUUUCUUCUAAUUACACCAAUUAGUAUAGUAUGUUAUUCAAAAUUAGGUGCUGGCUUAAUGCGCGUCCGUGACAAUCAAAUAAAAGCUCGUUUGAUUCAAGAUAUUAAAAAAAUAGUAUUGAAUCCACCGAUAGAUGCAUCUAUGGUUUCAUUCAAUGCUACAAUUCAACUUGUUUCAUUCGUUGUGAUUGAAAACACAAACGAAAAUAGAAAGAUUUCAUUUCCAAAACCUGAAGAAAUUCUUAUUCGAUGGAUCAAAAUAUAUAAAGAAAGCAAACCAUACUCAUGUGAUCUAGUUAAUAUUCAAUUUCCGAACAUAUAUCGUGUGAUUUCGCUUUCAUUCGAUGAUUUAUCUGGUACUCUAUCGAAGACAGAUUUUUCGAUUAACGAUCUAGUUGCACAUGUGUACGUUGGUGCUGACUGUAGCUAUUUUGAAAAUCUACCGAAAUCUAUGACUAGAGAGCAUUUACAGGAAGCUAUAUGCAAGUCAAUUGGUGUGGAAAAUCGAUCAUUGGUUUAUAUUGAAGUAAACAAACAAACGAAAAAUGCUUGUAUCCUUGCUAGUGAUCAGGCUCGAAAAUGGUCUGCCAAAAGUUUUCUCUAUCUUAACGGUAAACCAAUAUCAAGAAAAGAAUAUUUAAUUUGUCGUCUAUUAGUGCAUCCGAUAUCUAAAAUCUACAAUAAUGAUGAAAUUUUAAACCACACAAUGUUUCGUGGAAAAGCAAAACUUAUUGAACAACAAGGGGAAAAUCUUGUUCUUGAAAUCUUAGAUAAGGAAAUUUUUGAGAAUUGUUUGACGCUUAGUAUUCUUAGUAUUGAAAACAAGCCAGAAUUGAAAAUGGAAAUUUAUGUACCAUUUACUAAUCGAGAAGAUUGUGAAAUCAAUAUUAAAACAUGGUAUCGAUAUGAAAUGACUCGUUAUAAACCGGAUAUAAUGCAAUUUAUUGCUGAUCUUAAUCAUUCGAUUUUUCGUUACAAAUGGAAUGCCGAUGCAUGGCUACAAGAAUAUCAAAAUCGUACUGAACAUCUUCAUCUAGAACAUAAAUCAAGUUUAUUAUCGGAUCAAAGUCGUCGUUUACUUCAAAUGACUGUUAUGUUAAAUACAAUUGGAACUAUACUCAAAAAAUCUUAUCUUAUUAAUAAUAAACAAGUGGCAUUAAAUUUAGAUCCAAAAUUAAAAACAAUUGUUUAUAAUCAUGAAUCAUUGUUAGAAUAUGGUUCAGCAGCAAAACUCACAGUGACUCCUUAUAAAGAAACAAAUGUUGAAGUAGUCAAUGAAGAUUGUGUUAUUCUUUAUGAAAACUGUUGCAAAAGAUACAAAAAACCACUUCUAUUAAAUAUGGCCGAUGCUAUAAUUCCUGGUGGUGGCUAUAGAACGGGUGAUGGAACACAAGAAGGUAAUCUUUUUCAACGAUCAGAUUAUUUUCGAAGCCUUGACGUUGGUCUUGAUCAUAUUCAAGAAAAACAACCAGAAAGAUUUUAUUGUUCACACGAUGGACAAAUUCUUUCACUUUCAGAUCAUACAAAAAUGUAUCCUAUCGAUGAAUAUGGAGCUAUUUAUACGUCGGGUUUAACAUUUUUUCGAAAAUCAUCAAACAAUGGUUAUCAGUAUAUGGAUAAACCAUUAAAGAAUGUUUAUGUACUAGGCAUGCCCGCAUAUAGUAGUCCAAAGUUGGAUGGAAACUUUCUAUCACCUAAAUAUGCUGUUGGACUAAGGAAAAAAAUUGAAAAUAUUUUUUCUAUUGCUUAUUAUCAUAAACAUGAUUGCUUGAUUUUGUCAGCCCUUGGCUGUGGUGCAUUUAGAAAUCCUCCCAAUCAUGUUUCAAAAUUAUUUCGCUCAGUUAUUGAACAAUAUGCAGGAUUUUUUCAAACAAUUAUCUUCUCCAUCAUUGAUGAUCAUAAUACUGGACAAAAACAUAAUCUACGUGGCAAUUUUAAAAUAUUUCAUGAUGAAUUACACGGUCUUAUUGUACGACCAAUGCUACCAUUUGCUCAACCAAAUACUAUCUGUGGGCCUUACCGAACUUCAUCAGAUGGUUCAAUGAUAUUUGAUGUUCGUAUUUUUGACUUACACCCUUGUCAAUUCGGUGCAAUAUGUAAUGAAUUUUAUGAUUCAAAACAUGUACAAAAUUAUUCACAUCCACCUUUAUGUAAACAAUGGUGUUUAACGGGUACUUGUACACAAAUGAAUGAAAUUGUUCAUAUGUUUUCAUUCAUUCAUCGAUAUCCAUGUAGAUAUGGUGCUCAAUGUAAAGAUAUUAAUAAUGAAAAACAUAUUCAAGAAUAUGAGCACCCAUUUUAUUGUUCUAAUGGAGGAUAUUGUCAAGAUACGAGUAGCGAUCAUGAAAAAGCCUAUCGGCAUUUACCUAUGUGUGAAGAUUCUCAAAGAUGUUUAAAAUAUCAAGAACAUAUUACAAAUCACAUUGAAAAGUUUCGUCAUUGUAUACCUAAUUGUGAAUAUGAAAAUAGUUGUGUUCAUCUUCAUGAGAGAGAACAUUAUGAAAAUUAUAAGCAUCCAUUUCCCUUCCCAUGUUUAAUUACACCAUAUCGUUGUCCAUUAUACCAACAAUUCACGAUGGCGAAAGAGAAACAACAUCUAUCAAGUGAAAUUCGUCAACAUUGCCUGAAUUUUACUCAUGUAUGUCCAUUAGGAAGAAAUUGCACCAAUAAUGAUCCUUCACAUUUGGAAACGUCCAUCCAUGUACUUGAAGAUGGAGAAUUAUCGAAUAAAGAAAGAUUUAGAUUUUUAUUUGAUCCGUAA